GCCCACGCUCCUGUACCUCGGCGGCCAACACUCUCCCUCCACCCCUCGCCCCUCAACGCUCUCCAUGGGGUGGGCCAAUUGCCAUUAGCAUGGAUCCCAGCCCCAUCCUGGAGGAGUUCCUCAUCAAACGCUCUCAGCAGAAGCGACGCACCUCUCCUUCCAACUACAAAGAGCGGUACUUCAUCCUCACCACCUCCCGCCUCGCCUACUAUGAGUGUCGCCCUGGGAAGAAAUUCGUGCUGAAGGGAUCGAUCGAGGUGUCGAGGAUCAAGUGCGUGGAGAUCGUGCUGACCGACAUGAGUCUACCGUGUAACUACAAAUACCCCUUCCAGGUUUUUCAUGAGAAUUAUUAUCUGUACGUGUUUGCCCCGAACAAAGAGAGUCGACAUAAGUGGGUGACAGCGCUGAAGGAAGAGUCCAAGAACAACAACAUCCUGACCAACAAGUUUCACCCCAACUUCUGGGCCGAUGGCCACUGGCUCUGCUGUGCUCAGCUCGACAAACUGGCCAUGGGCUGCCAGUUCUAUGACCCCAACCGUGACUCUAAGAAACCGCUUCCACCCACUCCGGUACAGAACAAGCCGAAGCCCCUCCCCCCGGAGCCGGCAGAGCUGGAACCUGUGGUGGUGGCGCUGUACGACUUCCAGGGUCAGACCGCGCGCGACCUGUCGUUGAUCAGGAACGAGGAGUACGUCAUCGUCGGCAAGGACGACGCCAACUGGUGGCAGGCACGGGACAGGCACGGACUCACGGGCUACGUUCCCAGCAGCUACGUGGUGGAGAAGAGUGCUGACAAUCUGCAGGCCUACGAGUGGUACAACAAGAACAUCACUCGUCACAAAGCGGAGCAGCUGCUGCAGAAGGAGGAUAGACAAGGAGCGUUCAUGGUGCGGGACUCCAGGCAGGCGGGUACCUACACCGUCUCUGUCUUCGCCAAAGCCACCAGGGAAUGGCCACUCCAGGGGCAACAGGAGCAGGGGGAGAGAACGGGAGCUCAGUAUAGAGGCGGGCAAGCAAUGUUGCAGUUGUACAAGUCAUUGUAUGGAGCCAUGGUCAACAUUACCACAUCAGGAGUUCAUGGACAUCCACAAACGCUAAUACCUGUGGCAGAGAAACACAUCUUCGACUCCAUUCCAGAGCUCAUCACCUACCACCAACACAACGCAGCUGGAAGUCUGGUCACUCGUCUGAGAUACCCUGUGUGUUCCUGGAGAGAGACGGCCCCAACAACAGCAGGAUUUAGUUACGGGGCGUGGGAAAUCGCAGCUACAGCCCUGACCUUCCAGGAGGAGGUUGGCAGUGGCCAGUUUGGAGUGGUCCACAUGGGGUACUGGAACAACACGUACAAGGUGGCCAUCAAGAUGGUUCGAGAGGGAGCCAUGUCUGAGGAGGACUUCAUCGAGGAGGCACAGGUCAUGAUGAAGCUGUCCCAUGAGAAGUUGGUGCAACUGUACGGGGUCUGCACCCAGGGCAGCCCCAUCUACCUGGUCUUCGAGUUCAUGGAGUUCGGCUGCCUCUCCGAGUACCUGCAGGCAAAGCGGGCAUCCUUCACCCACCACGCCCUGCUCACCAUGUGCUGGGACGUGUGUGAGGGCAUGCGCUACCUGGAGAGCAACAACUUCAUCCACAGGGACCUGGCAGCCCGCAACUGUCUGAUCGGAAACUCGCUCAUCAUCAAAGUGUCCGACUUUGGAAUGACCAGGUUUGUCCUCGAUGACCAAUACACCAGUUCCUCUGGGUCCAAGUUUCCCGUUAAGUGGUCGGCUCCCGAGGUUUUCCGAUAUUCCAAGUUCAGCAGCAAGUCCGACGUCUGGUCCUUUGGAGUGCUGAUGUGGGAGGUGUUCUCUGAGGGCAGGAUGCCCUAUGAUGAUUGCACUAACACGGAGGUCGUGGAAGAGAUCGAGGCCGGCUUCCGGCUUCAGAAACCAAAGCUGGCCUCCAGUCCGGUUUAUCGGCUGAUGGGUCGCUGCUGGCUGGAGAGACCCGAGGACAGGCCUCCGUUUUAUGACCUGCUGAAUGAUAUCAGCGAGCUUUCUGAGUGCGAGGAACCCUGAACAGACUGUGGGACCGCUGUGCUUUCACACGGAGCGACGCACUCUACACACACGAACACUCCCAAUACUGGGCAACCUUCUUAAAUAUUUAUUUAUUACAUUACUGACAUGAUUUUGUUCUCCUGGGGAACUGGAAUCCUCCGGAGAAGUUGGGCACGUCCUGUGGAAUCUUCAUUGGUGUGGCUGGGUGUAGAUGAAGGAGGAAUCCUGCCUGCUACCAACCCACAGGCACAGAAACUCACACCCCUCAACAUGUAUGAUGAGCGUUUGACGGCACUGGGCCUGUACUCGCUGGAGUUCAGAAAGAUG
Molecule: messenger RNA, 2363 nt
Organism: Amblyraja radiata (thorny skate)
Lineage: Eukaryota; Metazoa; Chordata; Chondrichthyes; Rajiformes; Rajidae
Product: tyrosine-protein kinase ITK/TSK
Exons: 18
Coding region: 90-2054 (654 amino acids)
Biological process (GO): intracellular signal transduction; protein phosphorylation
Molecular function (GO): ATP binding; protein tyrosine kinase activity; protein binding
Source: RefSeq, a predicted model, not a curated record